AAUAUAUUCAUAUCAGUUUUAGUAUUCGGCUUAACGUAAUUCCGGAAUUAUUUACUUAUACGUUUACAAAAUACAAGAUUAAAUAUGAAUUUAAAUAUUUCAUAAAAUUUAAAAUGUUCCAAACGACAUGUUAUCACACUAUUAUCGCAACACAUAGGUACUUAGCAGGAAUGUGACUGUAUAUUACCUACUUAUUGAUUGAAACAAUUAACUUCGCUUGAUAUGAUAAAAGGAUUAUUUUUUAUAUCUGAUAAGUCGCCGACGAUCGUCCACUUGGCAUCGGAUUCUUGUUGCGGUAAUUCGGGUAUCUAGUAACGAUGUCGGACUCUGUGAAUGUGGUGGAUCAGGUCUCGUCAGACACGCAAGUGUCUGUGCAUGCUGUACAGGAACCCGAGCCAGACUCUGGCGUCGAGCUGAAGAGGGACCUGUUGAAGGUCGUCGCUGACCACGAACAGGCCGCCAUGUUAAAGAACAUGAAUGAGCUCUUGCGGCCGGUGUCUGUAACAGGCAUGAUGGAGCACGCUCUUGUGCACCGAGAGCGCGUCGGAGUGCAAGACUUCGUGCUGCUCGAGGACUUCCGAUCUGAAGCCGCCUUCAUUGACAACCUCAGGAAGCGAUUCAAUGAGAAUAUUAUCUAUACGUACAUCGGCAACGUGCUUAUAUCCGUGAACCCGUACAAGAACCUGCCAAUCUACACGGAGGAGAAGACUAAACUAUACUACAAAAAGGCCUUCUUUGAGGCACCACCACACGUAUUCGCAAUUGCAGACAACGCUUAUAGGUCCUUGGUAUACGAACACAGAGAACAAUGCAUUUUGAUCUCAGGUGAAUCUGGUUCAGGCAAAACAGAAGCAUCCAAAAAAGUCCUAGAGUACAUAGCAGCAAGAACAAAUCACCUUCGUAACGUAGAAACUGUGAAGGACAAACUUCUUCAAACGAACCCCCUUCUUGAAGCCUUCGGUAACGCAAAAACACAUAGAAAUGAUAACUCCAGUCGUUUUGGAAAGUACAUGGACGUCCAGUUCAACUAUGAAGGAGCUCCUGAAGGAGGACACAUCCUUAACUAUCUUCUGGAGAAAUCCAGGGUAGUCAGCCAAAUGUCUGGAGAGAGGAAUUUCCACAUCUUCUAUCAGCUACUGGCUGGAGCCGACCAGGACUUGUUGAGGCAAUUAAAGCUGCAAGGAAGGCCGGAAGCUUACAAAUACACUACUGAUGCGGGUGCCCAAGGAAACCAACGUAACCAAGACGCUGAACAGUUCCGUACUGUACAAGAAGCGAUGAAAGUCAUUGAAAUUAACCAGACAGAACAGAAUGAAAUUUUCGAGAUCGUCGCCAGUGUACUUCAUCUAGGAAACGCUAAGUUCGUGCAGAAUGACAAGGGAUAUGCUGAAAUUCUGUCACAUGAUGCCAACUCUAACAAUGUCGCUGAGCUCCUUAAAGUGGACAGCAUAAAAUUAAGAGAAGCACUCACCAGCCGUACGAUCAGCGCACGUGGGGAUGUUGUCUGCACUCCUCUAGACCUGGAACAGGCGCAAUACGCCAGAGAUGCCCUUGCUAAGGCCAUUUACGACAAGCACUUCAGCUGGCUGGUCUCCAGGUUGAACGCCUCUUUAGCACCUAAGGACAAGGACAGCCGGUCAUCUGUCAUUGGUAUUCUGGACAUCUACGGAUUUGAAAUCUUCCCUAAGAAUAGCUUCGAACAGUUCUGCAUCAACUUCUGUAACGAGAAGCUGCAGCAGCUGUUUAUCCAGCUGACGCUGAAGCAAGAACAGGAGGAGUAUUUGCGCGAGGGCAUCGAGUGGGAGCCCGUCGAGUACUUCAACAACAUCGUCAUCUGUGACCUCAUUGAGGCCAGGCACACUGGUAUAAUCGCGAUCCUGGACGAUGAGUGCCUAAGGCCGGGAGAUGCCACCGACCUGAGCUUCCUGGAGAAGCUGACGCAGAACCUGGAGCCGCACCCUCACUACAAGUCACAUCGCCGCUCUGACAUCAAGACACAGAAGAUCAUGGGACGUGAUGAGUUCUGCCUAGUGCACUACGCUGGCGAGGUGACGUACAAUGUGAACACCUUCCUGGAGAAGAACAACGACCUGCUCUUCCGAGACAUACAGAGCCUCAUGGCCACCAGCGGGAACACCAUCGUCGCCAGCUGCUUCAAGGACAUCAACCUAGCGAGCAAGAAGCGACCAGAGACAGCGAUCACUCAGUUCAAGAACUCUUUGAACGAACUGAUCAAGAUAUUGAGCAGCAAGGAGCCUUCCUACAUCCGAUGCAUCAAGCCUAAUGACUUUAAGGCUCCUAUGCAAUUUGACGACAAGCUAGUGUCUCACCAAGUGAAGUACCUCGGUCUGAUGGAGAACUUGCGCGUGCGCCGAGCUGGGUUCGCGUACAGGAGAACUUACGAGGCCUUCCUUGAGAGAUACAAGUGCCUAUCCCGCGACACAUGGCCCAACUACCGCGGCGCCCCGCGAGAUGGCGUGCAGAAACUGGUCGAGGUACUCAACUUCGAGAAAGAGGACUACAGGAUGGGCAACACGAAAAUCUUCAUCCGAUUCCCGAAGACUCUGUUCGAGACUGAAGACGCUUACCAGAUCAAGAAGAACGACAUCGCGACCAUCAUCCAGAGCAGGUGGCGAGGGUACUGGCAGAGGAAGCAGUACCUCAAGAUGCGCGAGGCGGCCAUCAUCAUACAGAAGUGGGUGCGAAGGUUCCUCGCUCAGAGGCUGCUGGCCAGGAGAAAGAAGGCCGCGAUGGUCAUCAGGGCUUUUAUCAAAGGUUUUAUCACCCGCAACGGUCCGGAGACUCCAGAGAACCGUCGUUUCCUGGGUAUCGCGAAGGUGCACUGGCUGAAGCGCCUGGCGACGCAGCUGCCGACGAAGGUGCUGGACCUGUCGUGGCCGCCCUGCCCCGCCACCUGCCAGGACGCCUCGCGCGAGCUGCAUCGUCUGCAUCGCGCCCAUCUCGCGCGCAAGUACCGCCUCGCACUCACGCCCCAAGCCAAGAAGCAGUUCGAGCUUAAAGUACUCGCUGAGAAGAUGUUCAAGGGCAAAAAGAACAGCUAUCCAGCCAGUGUCGGCGAACGAUUCCAGGAUGAUCGCCUGACAUCAGAACACCAGACCCUCAGGAAUACCUUCAUGGCGUCACCUUCCUGGCCCACUGGUGAACAGCUAAUUUACUCAUGCGAGGCAGUGAAGUACGACCGUCGCGGCUACAAGCCCCGCGAGCGCGCCCUGCUGGCGUCGGACAAGGCGCUGUACGUGCUGGACGCGGCCGGACGCAAGACGUACAAACUCAAGCACCGCCUGCCGCUGGACAAACUGCGCGUCGUCGUCACCAACGAGACCGACACGCUCGUACUCAUCAAGAUACCGCAGGAACUUAAGAAGGAUAAGGGUGACCUGAUCAUCUCCGUAUCCCACCUGAUUGAGGCACUGACCAUCGUCACCGACUACACCAAGAAACCCGAACUUAUUGAGAUCGUCGACACCAGGACCAUCGCGCAUAACCUGGUGAAUGGUAAGCAGGGCGGCACCAUCGAGGUGCAGAACGGUCCGCAGGCCAACAUACACCGCGCCAAGAGCGGAAACCUGCUCGUUAUCGCAACUCCCUGAGCAGAUACCAGUAUUGCAAGAAACUACAACAACGACGUUACUUAGAAUUAACUUCAACUAUUCCAUUUUGUACUGCAUAGUAUUUAUUGUUAGUACCAAUGUAAUGCGCCUGCUUGUAAAUAGCAAUACCUACCUGAAAUAAGCCAUACAAUCCCCUUAAAAUCUUCAUUUUUCCUAUUUGUUACGGAAAAUUUCCUGCGUUUCACCAUAGCAGGCACAUGUAUAAGUAAUACAUAAAGUUGGUAACUUUGUAUUGAAGUGAACAAACGUCUAGAGAAGUGUAAGUUUAAAAAUUAUGUUUAUUUAAUGUUUCGUACUUAUUUUUUAUCCAUUUUAUUUUACACCUGUAUAAUUAAGUACGCAUAUAUUGAUGAUUGUUAGAUUUACCCAUUUUGAGCUGAACCUACAUAAAUGUUGUGCUUAAUUGAACAGAAAAAUUACAAUUUUUACACGUAUUUAUAAAUGAAAUAAUAUGUAUAUGGAAGUGUUAUUAAUAUAUAACAGUUUAAUAAAGUUUUUAUGUAUUAAAUGUGAUAUAAUGUUCAUGAGAUUUUCGUACAAAGUACUUAGUAUUUUUUGUAUGCCAUACAAAUUAGGUAUCGCGUGAAAUGUGUCAAUUAUUGUUACAUAAAUGUGUAAGAAAUCAUGAAAUCCCCUAAAGGGCAAUUUUGUAAAUAAGUCUAAAAUGUUUCCUAGCUAAAAUAUCAAAGUUUAGUCGUUAUAUACCAAAGGUAUUUUUAUUUUCCAAAUUUUGUGACAUAUUGUUAACAUGGUUAUGAAGACAGGCGCUAAUAUAAUGUAAUAAAAUGAUAAUAUUUAGAUAAUUGACACAUUUCCUUUGUUUGUAAUGAUGAUUAAGCUGAAUCAAAGGUGCCUACUAUAAGGAAACAAUUUGAAUUAAUGUUACAAUGAAUGUAUUUGUAAAAUUAAGAUAAAUGCUUGGCGUGGUCUGAAACACUUGGAUGGAGUAAGACUAUUGCUUUCUAUAACAUAAUUACGAACUUGAGGUCUAUUGUACGGCAUAUUGGUGCGUGCAACGUGAACAGGAACUAGGAUAUGGUAUAUAUUAGUAUUUUAAUAUUACCUAAAUCGUGUCUAAUCGUAACCAGGAAAGUGCGUGCGAGCAAUAGACCUCAAAUGGCCAUAUUAAGGUACACAGGCUAAAAGUGCCUUGUUUGUAUAAGCCAGUUCCUUCAGUCAUUUUUAAAUAAAUGUAUUUUAAUAAAAUAUAUAGACA
Messenger RNA from Spodoptera exigua (beet armyworm), 4848 nucleotides. The record is from the annotation of a GenBank genome assembly. NCBI's taxonomy places the organism in Eukaryota, Metazoa, Arthropoda, Insecta, Lepidoptera, Noctuidae.